AUUGGAUGAUGCUUGUGUUGGUGUGCUUUCCCUUCAGUCUCAGUGUCAUCAUUCUGCUGUUGAUCGGUUUCCACUCCAUGAGGCAUUUCUCAAGUCCCCUUUUUAGGAUGAUAACUACACGUUCCCUAUGUUGGUUGUCUUCUCUGCCGGAAUAGAUCAGUGUUUCUCCAGUUGCUGUUCUCAGUCUGCCGGAUCCUGUCCAGUGGCUUUCACUUAUGCCCAGAAUGUGCAAUCCAUAUCUCCUCAUCUCUGCCGUUACUUGUGCCGACUUACCAGUUUCAUACGUUGUCCUUACAUUCCUGUCCAAUGAUAACUUUUGUCUUUGCGGUGUUCAGGUCCUCCAUCUUCCUGCAAACAGCUUCCUUGCGGCUUUCACUGCCCGCUUUCAUACGAGUCCCAAGGGACUCUGAAGGUCCAUCACACACAGAAAUAUGGUUUCUCUUUGUUGCUGUUUCCGUAACAUAUGCUUUUUACCAGUCUGGGUUAUUAGCCCUGAGCUGAACCUCCGAAACCUGGAGGGCCGGUAGAUCACGCUUCAUCUGACCUCUACCCGUCGACCUGUCUGGCAUGGGUGGCCCUACCAGGAGCAUUAGCUCCAGCCAGCGUAGCUCUUGGGGUCACUGAGGCACACAAGCUCUCUAACCACAACAAGCACAAAACUACGGGUAGCCAAGCCUCAUCUGAUUGUACUCAACGUUAACUUCCAUCAGAGAUGAACAUUCAGUAGAGUCCUCCUUUGAAUACGUCAUCUUUCCACAAGCAUUGUCAUUAUGUCAGAGUCUUCUGAUUCAGAGACUGGUCCAGAGACUCUGUUGGAUAAUUAUGCUAACAAGUGCCCCAACCCGGACCAGACCCAAACACUACCUCAAGCAUCUAAUGAUGAAAAUAUCUCUACCACAAACAACUCUGUUCAUCAACUGCAUGACAAUGAGUCAGUUUCAGAUGCACCUGCAGAAACAUCAACAGAUUUUGUGGAGAAGAGUAGAAGUGAUUUAUCUGUGAACAAGGACCAUGUUUACCGAAAUGAAAGUAUUCAUCUUGCAGCAAACGAAUCUUCACAGUCAGCACAAUUCAUGUCAGUAGAUGUUGAAACCUCUUUACCUGUAGCCCAUGUUCAAAUAACUGAUGGCAUUGAAAGAAAUGUGGAGAUUGAGUCGACAACCCAAGGCCUAGAAAUGUCUUCAUUUGAUGACGUAAGCCUAAGAACAAGUCGUCAGAAUGACAAAAAUUAUGUGCCUAACAGCAUAAAAGACGCAAAUGACAAGAAUAUGGAUGUUGAAUCAUCAGAAAGUGAAAAUGUUGUAAUUGUUGAAGAUCAGGAGGUGACACCUGUUGAAAGCUCUCUCUCUCAGCAGAAUCAGGAAUAUGCUUUACCCAUCACCCUGAAAACAGAGAACGGAAUAGAAUCAUUUGAGAAAAGUACUAUUCUCAAUGACAAAGAACAUGUUAUUGAAUCUAAUGGCAAUGAUGAGUUUUCUCCUGUACAAGUGAAGCAAGAGCCAUUGAAAAUGAUGGAGUAUGAAAAAGCAGCAAUCAGUAUGUACAGAAAUCAAGGUCCAUUAGUUAUUUACAGUGAUACUGAUGACAAUUCUGGCAACGAUAAUAAUGUUGUUCCAAACGAAGUGCCAGAACAGUUACAUUAUGACGGAGGCAGUGAAAAUGAGGUUGUCAGCGAUGAUGAAGACAAGUACCUGCAAAAGCAAAGAGCGUUGCAGAUUCUAAUGAUUAAAAAGAGAAGUAGAACAGAAGGAGAAAUUUUUCCAGAGGAAUUGCCACCUCUUGAGUAUCUCACUCUCUCUCCUGAUGAAACGGUUAAGUUGCAACCACUUGGAGUUGUCUCUGGCAUUGUCGAGGUUUUAGUCAUUGUGAAAGCUGACCUCAAUACCCCGGCGCUGUACGAUGACACAGUUUUGUUUUCUGAAACAAGAGCACCUCUUGGCCUGGUUUUUGAAGUUUUCGGAACAGUGGAACAGCCAUUCUACUCUGUGAGGUUUAACAGCAAAGAGGAUAUCAAGGAAAAAGACAUAAAAGUUGGCGACCCCAUUAUGUUUGCCCCGUCUGCUGAUAAUCUGACUAAAUUCAUUUUCAUUAAGGAACUCAGGAGUAGGAAGUAUGAUGAUGCAUCUUGGGAAAAUGAUAAUGAACCACCCGCUGAACGUCGAGAUUUUUCUGAUGAUGAAGAAGAAAAGCGGGCAAAAGCAAAAGGAAGAAGAGGAGGCAAGAAAGGACUGUUGGAUGAGAGCACUGGCCUGUGGAGGCUGAAAAGGAGAAGGAUGCCAGAGCACAGAGCAAAUGCAAAUAAUGGAGCUCCAUUCUUACUAAAGGGAGAUUUGCGCAAGAAUCCCUUUGGAGACAGGUCGAGGCCGUUCAACUUUUCUGGAUCUCAGUGGCCACCCUCAGGUCAUCGGCUCAAAGCUCCACAGAUGCCACCACCACAGAGGUUUUCGUCGUCACCCUUUCCUCCAAGACCUGCAUUUGGGGAGCGGCCAAAGUGGGAGCACCAGCAGUUUAGGUCUCAAGGAUUCGAUUUUAUGAACAGAUUUGGUGGGCCACCAAUGGCACCGCACUGUCCUCCUGAUAUGAGAGGACAAAUGUUCAGAGGACCUCCGCCUUUCUCAUUUCCAUCUCCUGGACCAGGACAAUGUCCUCCUCCUCCCCCUUCUCUUCCUCCUCCUUUUCCUCCUCCUCUUCCUCCGCCUCCUCACAUGCCUGGGCCACCAAACAUCAGUGGCAUGGGUUACAUAAAUGGUGCUGACAAUAGACUCCCAUUCAAUCCAUCUGUGCCUCCUCCAAGUUUCAGGUCUGUGUUCAGUUCCCCUCCUCCUCCUACUCCGUCUCAUUCCCAAUAAAUGUUUUUAUUUGCAGAUAACUUUUCUAUUGCAUUUCCUUAAUCUGAUAGAUAGCACUGUUGAACGGGGGUUGGGGGGGGAGGGGGGAUUUGCUGCAAUAUAUUACAAAAAGUCUUUUUUUUCUCCUUUGACUUUUAAACUGUUUAAUUAUUGAAAGAUGAUGCAACAUUUGAAGCUUCCUGAAGGAUGGAUGUUUACAAAAGUGAUGAAAAUAUGCUUUAUUGGAGGCUUCUUUCUCUUUCCUUCAAUGAGGAAGUCUCUAUGAAAGUAAUGCAAAAGCACAACUGCCACCUUAAACUACAAGAGAGAUAAUCAUUCAUGUACUCCAGUACGGCUCCUGUGGGGUUUUUGUAUGGUGCAUGGCAAGUUAACAAGAGACCAAAGCUUGUUUCUUUGAUGAAUGUGUGUUGAAUAAAGCAGUGCAGUGAAACUGACUUGUAAAUAAUAACAAUAAUGAUAAUAAUUAUAAUGAAGAUCAUUUCUUUUGCGCCCACUCUCGUGAUACUGACAGCUCUAAGGUGCUUUACAUAAAUCCAAGUUCAAAACAAUAGGCCUGACUGAAAAAAAUUAUAAAAUAUUUGCUCAUAUUAAUAUCAUAUUCAUAUUAUAAACAAAGAAAUCACUCGCUCUCUCACACAUACACACACACACACACACACACAGAAGUGGUCGGGCUCAAUCUUUAAAUUUGUUGAAUCAUAAUGUUUGUUAUUUAAGAAAAGUGUGACUGACGUGAGCGCUAGCACAAGAUUCACUUGGGGGGGGGGUGUUCGUAUGAACCACACCAGAACUUCAACAUCUGCAUGAUGUUUGUUGUCGCUUGAGUUUAUAUGUUUCUUGGUCCAUGGAUGCUUUUAUCUUGUCUUUCAGCUUGGUGCACUGCCAUCUUUAUCAGAAAAUCUGCUGCAUACAGUGGACUGCAGAAAUAUGCGCUGUGUAAAAGUACACUUCGAUCAAAUACAUGUCUGAGUUAUAUUAUAAGACGGAUUGUUUUCUGCACUUCGUGUAAUGCACUGCACUGUCAACUGUUGGGCUAGUUUUGAUUUGACCUUCCAGAUGUUUGGUUCCUCUGACAUCCCUGCAGAUCAUAACGUAGAUCUACACCCAUUACUGUUCAGUAGCAGCAGGACACAAAAUUUAUGACAACACUUCUGCUUACAAUCCACACCCGCAUGUUUAAACCAAACCUACACACAGCCACCUCAACUACAAAUACAUAGUGCCGGUAUGUAGCUGACCGCCCAUCCUACUUCUCCCAAACCCAGAACAUGGCCAGACAUGUUUUUACACACGUGUCCUCAGCACAUGUUUCUGGUUGGUCGCAUAAGGUGGCCCUGUGUCUCUGAUGUCAGUCAUGGUUUGCAGUGUGUAAUACAUAAGUGUGUUAUGAUCGACGGUGCAGGUUGACCAACGGAAGAGAGUCAACAAGGUUAGUUGCUGGAGAAAAAUGCUGGAAGUCGCAUCAGUAUGGGCUGUUUGUUCUGCAAGCAACUUUGUUGAGUCCAAGUUUGCUUAAGUCUUAAGUGUUGAAUGAAUAAGUGGUAUUUUAAAUUAAAUGAAUUUUUUAAAAUUUGGGAAUCCUCCUUUCAUUAAUUAAGUAAAAAUUUUCCUUAAGUCAUAGUUCAGUGCAUUCGAGUUCCACUGUACUCAUGUGAUUUGUCGGUUGUCUUCUGCUGUCACUCUUUGAAGAAAUGUUUUAUUUCCCUUUCAGUGGUUACAGUAGUUUAGAUGUUGAUCAUCAUUCUUCCAGGAGUGAGGCCAUAGAAUUCCUUCCUUCAAAAGAGGGGAAGGAAGGGUCUAAAGAAUUGAUUUUAGAUUAGAACAAAUUUUACUAGUACGAGCAUACAUUGUGAUUUUAUAACAGCCCAUAUCAUGAGAUUGCAAGUUCAGGUGGUUUGAGCCUCAGCUUGGUCCUCCAUUGUUGUGUCCUUGGGAAAGGCACUUUACUUUCGGUCCUUUCAGAGAUGGACAUUAAAUCCAGAGGUCCUGCCUCUUAGAUAACCUAAUAGUUCUGAUAGAGGGUGUUAAACCUAUAUUAUUUCAUCAUUUUUUUUCUUUGUGGGGGGACAAAAAGUAGCUUUUUUAUUACACAACACAUGGAAAAGAAGAUGAAUAUUUUUACAUUUGUUUAAGAGAGCUUUCAGUAUCGGUUUAUGGGUGUAGCCUUGUGACUCGAAUACUGGAGAGCUAGAAGGAAGAGAAUGAGAAAGUUAUAUGAAAAUGAAAGGUUUCUAACCCUAGUAGGCUACAUGUUAAACCUAUAUUAUUUCACCAUUUUUUUUCUUUGUGUGUGUGGGGGGGGGGGGGGGUAUGUAUUUGUUAACCAGAGGCUGAAGUGGGAGGACAGUUGUAACAAAAAGUAGCUUUUUUAUUACACAUGACAACACAUGGAAAAGAAGAUGAAUAUUUUUACAUUUGUUUAAGAGAGCUUUCAGUAUCGGUUUAUGGGUGUAGCCUUGUGACUCGAAUACUGGAAAUUGGAAAGCCAGAAGGAAGAGAAUGAAAGUUAUAUGAAAAUGAAAGGUUUCUACCCCUAGUACAUGUUUAGAAAGUUGCUUUGAUUUAUCUUGCUUUGCAAAACUACAUGUUGGCCUAUUAUUUUUAUAUUUCUAGCGUUUGGGUCAUCAGUUGUAUUGUUUCAUCAUGUACAGUAAUGAAGGAAGUAGAAAGCUAUGAAAGGACAACUGAUGUAUUGAAAUGUAAAUAAAAAAUUUAUGCAAUAACCUUUUA
Messenger RNA from Aplysia californica (California sea hare), 5579 nucleotides. Its product is annotated as H/ACA ribonucleoprotein complex non-core subunit NAF1. Gene Ontology annotation, molecular function: RNA binding. The record is from RefSeq and is a predicted model, not a curated record. Bases 771 to 2849 code for a protein of 692 amino acids. Gene Ontology annotation, cellular component: sno(s)RNA-containing ribonucleoprotein complex. The transcript is spliced from 11 exons. NCBI's taxonomy places the organism in Eukaryota, Metazoa, Mollusca, Gastropoda, Aplysiida, Aplysiidae. Gene Ontology annotation, biological process: pseudouridine synthesis; box H/ACA snoRNP assembly; ribosome biogenesis.